AUGAAGCCCGACGAUAAGAACGUGAUUGUAGGUACAGACUGGGAGGCUGUAGGACCAUUCCCGAGUGGGAUGCGAGAACACCCUCUCACCGGAUCAUCAAUCUCAGCAUUCCUUGAUCCCUCAAUCGACCCAGAUUUAGAUUUCGCUUCUAGACCUUAUGAAGAUGAUGAGAGUUGGCCUAGUGAGCUGGGAAAUGGUGGAAGAGUGGGUUGGAAGGAAUUCCAAACGGGCGAUGAUGGAUGGUUGGAUAUAUCCUAUCCAGAAAUCAAUUGGGACCAACUUCGAUCCGACCAUGGAUGGUCAUCACUCCAAUAUCAAUCUAUCCUUCGUACUUCCGUUGCCAUUCCCAAGGUAAAUGAUCAAUCAAAGACACCAUUUACAAUAGAUGUCACCCAAGGUGUAGAAUACGCUUUCAUCCCUGCAGACCACACAGAGCAUACUGGCCCGGUAGAAUGGUAUUCGGGAGAUAUAUAUGCGUUUUCCGAAACACCCACUGGACAAAGAGAGAUAACAUCAAAAACAUCAAAUUUCGCUAGAUCUCUAUCCCUGAAGCCGGGAAAGUACACGUUGUUGGUCAAGGCGAUAUAUGAAAUUAGGAUGUUUGGUGAUCCCGGACUUUCUGUUUCACCUACCAUAAGACUGAAGGUGUUAGCUGAGCUAGAUAGAGUGGAGGAAAUGGAGGUGAUAGAUGGGUUAGGGGAAAUGCCAGACAUGUUAGAUGGGUGGUUUAUGGGUGAUUGGAUCUCAGUUGGAAUAAGGGUUGCAGACGGUAAGGAGGAUAUAGAAGUUAUUGGAGUAGAAAGCUCUUUUGGGUCGUCCUUGUCACUUAGUUUACCUGGCGGAGCAAGGGUCACACCAGGACAGACAAGACCGGUAUCAAUCAAGUUGGAGCAGCGUAGAUCGUUGCCGAGCUAUCUGCAGUCUAUCAAAAUCAAAUUCAGAGUCAAAGUCGGGAGUGAAGAGAAAGACUACAUCUGGCAUCCACGGUCCAAACAUUUUCAUCUCAAAGACAACGAUCAGAUACCACCUUUUAGGAUCACUUUCUCAUCGUCGUCGUCGACGACAUUUUCCACGUCCGUCAUACCAGCCUCAAUCUCACACGCUAUGAUCGUUCCACCGCCAAAUCCAAAUUCAUUUCCUAAACCAGCGGCGACGGAUCAGCUACGGCCGGUGUUAUUAGUCUUACAUGGCGCAGGGGUGGAUAUAACCGAGCCAAUGAUGCCUCAAGCUGUUCCUUCGAUACCUGAUCAUUGGGUGGUAUUACCCACAGGGAGGAAUGAGUGGGGAGAGGAUUGGCAUGGAAGUAGUAUGCAGGAUGUAUGGUCAGUCAGGGAAGCUUUCGGAAGGAUUAUCCAGAAGAUUGGAAUUGAGGUGUCUAAUGAAACUAUCUUGAUGGGACAUUCGAAUGGAGGACAAGGAGCUUGGCACCUUGCUGCGAGGUAUCCUGAUAGGAUCGUUGGUAUGGUGGCUGCUUCCGGAUGGUUGACAAUACAGGACUACGUACCCUAUACCGAGCAAACUUCGAGACAUUACGCCGAUCCCUCAUUGAUGGGUAUCCUCUCUUCUUCCCUCUCACCAUUUAACAAUGACCUCUACCUAUCCAACCUCGUCAAUAUCCCUAUUCUGGUAAUUCACGGUUCAGACGAUGAUAAUGUCCCACCACGUCAUUCACGCUCAUACCUUUCCAUCCUCUCCUCUUGGGCAGGCAAGCAAGAUGGUGGGGUAGUAAAGUAUCUAGAAGUGGAGAAAAAAGGACAUUGGUGGGAUGAUGUGAUAAAGUCCACCGACGUAGUCAAUUUCAUUACCAAUAUACCAAAGAAGAAAAGCUGGGAUGAACAGCGUAAAGAGGGAUUCACAUUGACCACUGCCAACCCACAGGAAAAUGGUGGACGAGCUGGAAUUAGGAUUGUAGAAUUGGAUAUACCGGGUAGGAUAGGAAGGUUAGAUGUGAAUGCUAGACAGUGGAGGGAUAGUAAUCCUGCUAAGCCACUUGAUCUCAGAGGGAUGAAUAUCAAGAAAAUCGAAUUGAUCUCACAACUUACUAACGAGAAAAAGAUAUUGCUUAGAUCUCCUAUACAGGGGGGAUGGACUCAAUCCGUUAUGAAUGGUCCACUCACGCCCCCUAGAGCAUAUGGACCAAUGAUCAGAAUACUUUCAACAGCCGGUCCGAUGGUGAUUAUCUGUCCGGAUAUUCCAAGAUUGAAGGAUGUGGCUAAGGGGAUAACACAUGAUCUAUACGUCUAUCAUAGGUUGGAUAGUGAGAUUAUAGAUGAUCGAGAGGGUUUGUUGAAAGUAGCCAAAGGACAAAUAGGGGAAAGUAAUUUGGUGGUUCUUGGUAGACCUGAUGAGAAUCUGUUUGUUAACUGGAUGAUCAAGCAAGGAAAGAUACCUCUUGAAUUCCCUACGAAAGGUGUGAUGUUGAUUGAAGAUAAGGUUGUGUACGAUCGUGGUGCAGGCAUCAUCGCUCUACACCCCCAUCCCACAUCAUUCAAAGCCCUUUCGAUGCUCAUAGCAGGUAACGAUGAUUUAGGAUUGGAAUUGGCAGCUAGGUUGUUCCCUAUCAGAACGGGUGUAAUGUUACCUGAUUGGACUGUAGUAGGGCCUCAGGCGAGAUGGAAAAGCGCAGGUGGAUUUAUAGGUGCAGGAUUCUGGGAUGGCGAGUGGGGGUGGAGCGAUUCGAUGUCAUGGAUGGAUCGAUAG
This is a messenger RNA of Kwoniella mangroviensis CBS 8507, 2700 nucleotides long. RefSeq lists its product as uncharacterized. Bases 1 to 2700 code for a protein of 899 amino acids. Gene Ontology annotation, molecular function: serine-type peptidase activity. Lineage: Eukaryota; Fungi; Basidiomycota; Tremellomycetes; Tremellales; Cryptococcaceae. Gene Ontology annotation, biological process: proteolysis. The record is from RefSeq and is a predicted model, not a curated record. The transcript has 11 exons.